Molecule: messenger RNA, 1801 nt
Organism: Labeo rohita (rohu)
Lineage: Eukaryota; Metazoa; Chordata; Actinopteri; Cypriniformes; Cyprinidae
Product: protein C19orf12 homolog
Exons: 3
Coding region: 365-790 (141 amino acids)
Source: RefSeq, a predicted model, not a curated record
CGUUUUAUUAAUAGACAAACAAAGUACACUUUGUCGUUGAAAUACAAUUUAAAAUGAAAUAUUUUAUCUUUUAAUAAUUGGCAUACAUAGAUAAAAAAAAAAUCUGACUAUUUUUGAGAUUAUAAUGGCUUGGUAAAUGACUCAAACGCGCAACAGCAUAAGGUAUUUUAUUUUGAAAAAUAUAUUUCAAGCUUCACACCUAAAAAAAACCCAUGACAUAGCGCUUGUUGGCUUGAUGUGUUGACUUCUGGAGAUUUGAUAGUUUGACGCGAGUCACCACACAUGUUUCAAUCUUCACAUGUUUGAUGCAAUACUUUCAAUUUUAUACUGAUAAUAGGAAUCUGAAAGUUGCAUUUGAAGCAAGAUGCCGCCACACAUUGAUGACGUAAUGAAACUCUGCUGUGAACUAUCCACAAACCAACAAGUAAAAACAGCGGUGAAGCAGUCUGGAAAAGGAGCAGCGGCCGCUGGUGGUUUAGCCUUUGCAGGAGGCUUAAUAGGGGGUCCUCUAGGAAUUGCAGUGGGUGGGGCUGUUGGGGGACUGAUUGGAUGCUGGAUGACGAGUGGACAGUUUAAACCUUUACCUCAAGUUAUCAUGGAACUGACACCAGACCAGCAGCGCAGACUCUAUGAAGAUAUCAGAGCCAUUCUAGGCUCAAUAACAUGGACUGAUGUUGCACAGCUGACUGCCCUUGUAAUGGGGAACGCAUCACUACAGCAGCAAGUGACCGCUGCUCUUUUGAGCUAUAUACAGAAGGAACUUCAAGCUGAAGUGCAUUAUGUAGACUAACUUAAGCUUAUUUUUAACGAGAAACAACAUUUCAAACUUUAUAAUCAUGUGUCAAAUGGGCUGCUGGAUUGGAUGCUUGAGUUCUGUACUUGAAACUGGUGUACAGCAUAUUAGUACUGUAGUACUAUAUAAAAAUGUUUUUAACGUUAUAUGGUACAUUUGAUACUGCGAAACCUUGUUUGCACCAUAGAAUAAAAAAUGUAAAUGUGAUUUUUUUUUUUUUUAUGUCACAAUUUGGACUUUUUUCCCCUGACAAUUCUGACCUUUGCUCAUUUUUGAGCAAAAAUGUCAAAAUUAUUCCAUACAGAAACAAAAAAAUAGAAUUGUGAGAUGGUAAACUCAGAAUUCUUAGGGGACAAAAUAGAAUUGCAAAAUGUAAACUUGGAAUUCUAAGGGGGGAAACAGAAUUGUGAGAUGUGAACUCGGAAUUAUGAGGGGACAAAAAACAGAAUUGUGAGAUGUAAACUCAGAAUUCUGAGGGGAGAAAACAGAAUUGUGAGCUGUAAACUUAGAAUUAUGAGGGAGGAUAGAAUUGUGAGAUGUAAACUCAGAAUUCUGAGUAGGAAAAAUAGAAUUGUGAGAUGUAAAGUCAGAAUUCUGAGGGGAAAAAUAGAAUUGUGAGAUGUAAACUCAGAAUUCUGAGGGGAUAAAAAAAUAGAAUUGUGAGAUAUAAACUUAGAAUUCUGAAGGGAAACAAAUAGAAUUGUGAGAUAUAAACUCAGAAUUCUGAAGGGAAACAAAUAGAAUUGAGAAAUAAACUCAGAAUCCUGAAGGGAAACAAAUAGAAUUGUGAGAUGUAAACUCAGAAUUCAGAGAAGAAAAAAUAGAAUUGUGAAAUGUAAAAUCAGAAUUCAGAGGGAACAAAAAAUAGAAUUGUAAGAUGUAACCUUAGAAUUCUGAGGGGAUAAAAAUGAAUUGUGAAAUGUAAACUCAGAAUUCUGAGGGGCGGAAACAGAAUUGUGAGAUGUAAACUCAAUUCUGAAGGGGGAAAUAGAAUUGUAAGAUGUAAAC